UUGUCACUCUUUUUACUUCCAAAAUGUUGGGAGGUAUGUCUGUGGAGUGCUGUUGAGUCACCAUAGCAGACAGCUGAGCCUCCAGACUCUUUUGCUGAGCAUUUUGCGGAGCCUCUGUAGCCUGCUGCUGCACGGCCAUGCUCUGCUGAAGCUGAACUGUAGCUCGAGCAAGUUGCUGCAACAGUUCCUCCAUCUUAGCAAAAAAUGGAUUACUGGCUCUUUAAAUGUCAGUUUUCAGAGAGAGAGAAAAAAAAUUGUCUUUGCCCUUCUGUAGUGCCUGCCCACAUCCGACCACCAGUUGUGAAGUUCGGGGAUCACAGCGGGGUUUUCCAGCAGACAUGCAGGCCACUCCAGAUUGAAGGUAAACUGUCUGUUUUUCUCAACUCAAGUUAAGUCUUUCAGCAGUGGUACAGAAAACAAAACAGCUUCACUUCAGCAGUAUAAGUCCAAAAUAAGAAUCACUUACUUGCCAAACAUAUAACAUCCAGACUUACAUUUCACUGGCGAAUCAGAGCACAAAAAACUGAAGAUACCAGAACUCCCUGGCUAAGACUUGAAGGUCCUGAGGGUAAUAAUCCUGUGAGUGGAUCAUCACAGCAGAAGAUGCAUUCCAGGUCCCAGAGAACAAAAAUGGCUCCCUGCAACAGUCUGAGCAAAAGAACACAAGCCAUCAUUAUACAAACCUCUACAAAGUGCUAAAGAAUAUGACAACCAAGAGAGGUCCAGUGACAGAGCUGGAGGAGACCAUGUUGCCUUAUUCAUGUGUUAGACCCCGACUGUUGCACUCUUUGUUGCAGAAGAUACAUUUUGCACUGAAAUCUGGAGGUCAAUGUGGAAAACUUCAAAUAACAUUAAUACAAUUGUCUCUACUAUUGUCCCUACUGUUCGGCACAGCAUUACCCUUUCCCAACAACUGCCAUCAGUACCGAUUCUCUACCAAUGGGGAACAUCUGUUGAACCAACAUCUUUCCAUCAAAAUAGGGACCACAACAGAAUACUGCAGUUUCCAGAUGAAGUUCCCCAAACAUAAAGAAACUUGCACUAAUUCCUCCCACGUGACUCUGGUCAACGACACUUGCUUGUUGUUGCAAACAAUGGAUCUGGAAUAUAAGACCUUCUAUCUGGAAUAUGGAGCUGGGAAGGUGGGCAGGUCUGCAGAGGCCUUGUUUGAAGGGUUUUGCCAGCAUAAAGAUGAUAAUGAAAUGCCACCAUCUAAAAACCCUAACAAUAUCAUUGCCAUAUGGGCAUCAAUAGGAGUGAUUGUUCCCACCAUCAUUGCUGUGAUACUCAUAGUCAUGUUCUGUAGAAGAAGGAAAAUUCCACAUUCCAUCUCUUUAAAGGUGGUUUCUGGGCUGGAAAGUAACACUUCAGCUACAAAUGAAGCAGAACUUCUAAGACUAAAUGAAGAACAUUCUUAGUGAUGGAACUCGUGAAAGGCAGUGAUUGCUAAAUAACGAAUCUGCUGAUAGUUACCAAGAAGAAAAAACCCUAUCUUUGAGAAGUUCCUGAAUGUUGCACCUUCAUUAAUAUGUAUUUCCUUACAUAAUUUGCCUUGAUUUCAGGGAGGGUCCGCCCAAUGAAAUGUGGGGGUUGUCCUGUUUUGCUCAUUUACAAACAGGGAUUUGCUAAUUGUUCCUGGAAUUAAAAUGAAGUGUCACUAUUAAUAAUAAUUACUAUAAUAAUAAAUUAUAAGUGAAACCGUAAGAAAAAUACCUGUGCGGCGGGGUCGCC
Xenopus laevis (African clawed frog) is the source of this 1731-nucleotide messenger RNA. RefSeq lists its product as uncharacterized. The transcript has 7 exons. NCBI's taxonomy places the organism in Eukaryota, Metazoa, Chordata, Amphibia, Anura, Pipidae. The coding region runs from base 705 to 1418 and encodes 237 amino acids. The record is from RefSeq and is a predicted model, not a curated record.